ACUACAAGUCCCACAGGCCUUUGCGCAGGUGCGGCGCGGCGCUUCCGGGCCCGGGGCCGGAAGUGGCGCGUGUAAACAGUGGCGGUUGGGGGAGACGAGCCGGAGCCAUGUCGGCGCUCAGGUACGCGGGUCUGGACGACACUGACAGCGAGGAUGAGCUGCCCCCAGGCUGGGAGGAGAGGAGCACCAAGGAUGGCUGGAUCUACUAUGCCAAUCAUGUUGAGCUCAAGACUCAGUGGGAUCAUCCAAAGACUGGGAAAAAGAAGCGUAUAGCUGGAGAUUUACCUUAUGGAUGGGAACAAGAAACUGAUGAAAAGGGUCAAAUAUAUUUUGUUGACCACAUAAACAAAAGGACCACCUACCUGGAUCCGCGUUUGGCAUUCACAGUUGAAGAUACAUCUGAUAAACAGAUUAUUCGGCAGAGAUAUGACGGGAACAGCAGUGCUCUGGACAUUUUGCAGGGUCGAGACCUCUCUGGCAAAGUUGCUAUCAUUACUGGGUCUAAUUCAGGGAUUGGCUUCGAGACCGCUCGUUCCUUAGCUUUGCACGGAGCUCACGUCAUCCUGGCCUGCAGGAAUCGCACUCGGGUUAGUGAGGCGAUACAGAAGAUACUGGAGGAGUGGCACAAAGCCAAGGUGGAAGCUAUGACCCUUGAUCUGGCUUCCCUGCUUAGCGUGCAGCAGUUUGCAGAAACCUUUAAGGCUAGGAACCUGCCUCUUCACAUUCUGAUCCUCAACGCUGCUGUCUUUGGCCUUCCGUGGCAGUUAACGAGAGAUGGGCUCGAGACCACUUUUCAAGUCAACCACUUGGGACAUUUCUAUCUGGUUCAGCUGCUUGAAGACAUUCUGCGCCGUUCUAUCCCUUCGAGAGUGAUCAUCGUAUCUUCAGAGUCCCACAGAUUCACGGACCUAAAGGAUUCUUCAGGGAAACUCGAUUUUAAUCUGCUUUCACCUCCCAAGAAAGAAUACUGGGCCAUGUUAGCCUACAACCGGUCAAAGCUUUGCAAUAUUCUCUUCUCGAAUGAGCUGAACAGGCGCUGGUCACCUCAUGGAGUAACAUCCAAUGUUUUGCAUCCAGGAAACAUGAUGUAUUCCAACCUGCACCGCAGCUGGUGGCUGUACACCCUCUUGUUUUCCUUGGCUCGUCCGUUUACCAAGUCUAUGCAACAGGGAGCUGCUAACACUGUGUACUGUGCCGUGGCCCCAGAGCUGGAGGGACUGGGAGGAAUGUACUUCAACAACUGCUGCCGGUGUCUGAGCUCUCAGCAAAGUCAGAACCAAGUGACUGCAGCCGCCCUAUGGGAGCUGAGCGAGAGGCUGGUCCAGGAGAGGGUUGGCAGCCCCAUCAUGUAGCAAUAAGCCGUACACUCACUCACUCACACCGACACACACACACACGCACACAGUCACGCUUGCACAAUCACACUUACACAAAACACAUACACACCGCACAGGCACACUCACACACAGACACACUCACACGAUUACGCUCGGUAUACUUGCACACCCAUACACACAGCAACAAAUUACAUUUGUUUAGCGCCUCUCACAUCGAGAGGACGUCCCAAGGCGGAAGGAUUUGCGUACACAAUUGCACUCGCAUUCUCACACACACACACACGCGCGACAGUCACACUCGCAUUCACGCUAGCUCACUUGCACUCGCAGAAACACACGCACAUUUGUACUGAUGCACUCACGCUCACUCAAAGUCACUCUCGUUCGCUCAGGCUUGCAUACACACACACCCAAAUACACACACUCCCACACAAACAAUCGCACUCUACACAAACAUACAUUCGGACCCAGGCACGUACACACAUCCUCUCCCUGAAGAUAAGGGACUUGGAAAAAAAAACACUAAGAAACUCUCUCUCCUUUUCUUUCUCUGUAUCUAUCUGUCUGUCUGUCUGUUUGUUUUCGCAAAAUGAAAAGUCUUGGGAGAUUUGCUGCUUGGCCUCUGAGAAAGCUGCAGGGUUGCACCCCUCUGUAACGUUAGCUCUGGUUUGAUUAGUCGAGACAAAUUAGAGACAGCAGGCUGCAAAGAAUCACUGCGGUGAAAUUUGCAGCAUUUUGUAAUAGGCUCCUUAUGCUAAUUAUCACAAGGCAGGGGCUAUGAAAUGUCGCAAACUUCACCCGCACUCUUCUGAGCUAACAUUGCUAAAAGGGAUUAAAAAAAUGAUCUGUAAGAUUUAGCAUCGCAGUGGGACCCACCCGCUCUGUCUUUUAUGUAUAAUAUUCUUACUGAUCGAGCCUCCGAAGGGUCAAUUGUCAUUAAAGAGACAGUCCCUUAACCGCGGAUCCCAAACGUUCUUCAAUUACAUUGUAAAUGUCUUUCACAUUAAAUAUUUUUCAAUGCACCUUA
Callorhinchus milii (elephant shark) is the source of this 2364-nucleotide messenger RNA. It is a transcript of the gene wwox, whose product is annotated as WW domain containing oxidoreductase. The record is from RefSeq and is a predicted model, not a curated record. The coding region runs from base 108 to 1352 and encodes 414 amino acids. The transcript has 9 exons. Gene Ontology annotation, molecular function: protein binding. Lineage: Eukaryota; Metazoa; Chordata; Chondrichthyes; Chimaeriformes; Callorhinchidae.